This is a messenger RNA of Gopherus flavomarginatus (Mexican gopher tortoise), 5506 nucleotides long. It is a transcript of the gene DAG1, whose product is annotated as dystroglycan 1. Bases 301 to 2991 code for a protein of 896 amino acids. The transcript is spliced from 4 exons. Lineage: Eukaryota; Metazoa; Chordata; Testudines; Testudinidae. Gene Ontology annotation, cellular component: dystroglycan complex; basement membrane; sarcolemma. Gene Ontology annotation, biological process: axon guidance; nerve development; morphogenesis of an epithelium. Gene Ontology annotation, molecular function: calcium ion binding; laminin binding. The record is from RefSeq and is a predicted model, not a curated record.
GUACGUGCUUGCGGGAGGUCGCGUUCGCUCGGGUUGGUGCCGGUGGUGCCCGGUCCCCGGCAGGGAGCGGCCUUCUCCGCGUCCGCCUGCCGCUCUGGGUGUGGUUGAACAGUGCAGAAAUUGACUUCAGACUAGCAGCUGGAGAGUGGAGAGACUGCUCCUUGCCCUGUCUGCAGGGAUUUUUAAACAGGUUCAGGAGACUCCCAGGAUGAAGCUGCUGUGAGGAGCUUGAGGAGUCAGCACACAGGCUUUCAGGGCUCCCUUUCUGAGUGGAAUACAGUAUUGGAGUCUGCAGGAAAAAUGACUGUGGGAUUUGUACUGCUUCCUCCUCUGCUGGGGAGGACUUUGCUUACGCUGCUGGUGGUGGCUGCCUUUGUUCAAUGCCAUUGGCCCAGUGAACCUUCCGAAGUUGUACAGGACUGGGAAAACCAGUUAGAGGCCUCCAUGCAUUUUGUGCUAUCAGAUCUCCGUGAGACAGUCCCAGCAGUGGUCGGGAUUCCAGACAGCUCUGCUGUGGUGGGACGCUCCUUCAGAGUCACCAUCCCCACAGAUUUAAUUGCUUCCAAUGGAGAAAUGGUGCAGAUAUCUGAAGUGGGGAGAGACUCCUUGCCUUCUUGGCUGCAUUGGGAACCGAAGAGUAGCACCUUGGAAGGUCUGCCCCUGGAUACUGACAAGGGUGUGCAUUACAUCUCAGUGAAUGCAGGACAGCUGGAGCCCAAUGGAAGUUAUGUGCCCGAGACCACCAAUGUCUUUUCCAUUGAGGUUCACCCUGAAGACCACAAUGAACCUCAGUCAGUACAAGUGGCUUCCCAAGACCAGAAUGAGGCAGCACCAUUCAUGUGUGGCACGGAGGAACCAGUCACAAUCCUGACUGUAAUUUUGGAUGCUGACUUAACAAAAAUGACACCAAAGCAAAGGAUUGAACUUUUAAACCGAAUGAAACAUUUUUCAGAGGUGGACCUUCAUAACAUGAAGUUGGUUCCUGUUGUAAAUAAUAGACUCUUUGACAUGUCAGCCUUCAUGGCUGGGCCAGGAAAUGCAAAGAAGGUGGUGGAAAAUGGGGCCUUACUCUCAUGGAAAUUGGGAUGUUCUUUGAGCCAAAAUAGUGUUCCCAACAUCAGCAACGUUGAAGCUCCUGCUAAAGAAGGUGCCAUGUCUGCCCAUCUUGGCUACCCUGUUGUUGGCUGGCAUAUUGCUAACAAGAAACCUCAUCUUCCUAAGAGGAUAAGGCGGCAGAUCAAUGCCACCCCUACACCUGUCACUGCCAUUGGGCCACCUACAACUGCUAUCCAGGAACCACCAACCAGAAUUGUUCCCACCCCCACGUCCCCAGCCAUUACACCGCCCACAGAAACAACAGCUCCUCCAGUAAGAGAACCUAUACCAUUACCUAGGAAACCUACAGUUACUAUUAGAACAAGAGGAGCCAUUGUUCAGACACCAACUCUAGGACCUAUUCAACCAACCAGAGUAGUAGAAGCCACCAGUACUAUCCCUGGGCAAAUUCGUCCAACAAUGACUGGAUAUGUAGAGCCUACUGCUGUGGUUACACCACCCACAACCACUACUAAGAAACCAAGAGUGACCACUCUGAAACUAGGCACACCAUCAACAACAGAUUCCUCUACAGCUACAACUCGAAGGCCUACCAGAAGACCCAAAACUCCUCGACCUACCAAGCCCCCUGGCACGACCAGAUCACCAAUCACUAAGUUGGAAACCCCCUCUCCACCAACCCGCAUACGCACUACUAUUAGUGGUCCUUCCCAUGUGUGGGAGCCAAAUGAGCCACCAAGGCUGACAAACCACAUUGACAGGGUGGAUGCAUGGGAAGGCACUUACUUUGAGGUUAAAAUACCUUCUGAUACAUUCUAUGACAAAGAAGACACCACCACCGAUAAACUGCAAUUAACUCUAAAGCUGAAAGAGCAGAAAAUGGUGGAAGAAAACUCCUGGGUCCAGUUCAAUAGCACUAGUCAACUAAUGUAUGGAAUGCCUGAUCACAGCCACAUAGGGAAGCAUGAGUAUUUCAUGUACGCCACGGACAAAGGUGGCCUCUCUGCCGUGGAUGCUUUUGAAAUACAUGUUCACAAACGGCCACAUGGGGAUAAGUCUCCAGUUAAAUUCAAAGCCAGAUUCCAUGGAGACCACAAUGCAGUGGCCAAUGACAUCAGUAAAAAGAUUCAGUUGGUAAAGAAGCUGGCUUUUGCAUUUGGUGACCGGAACAGCAGCACAAUUACCUUACAAAACAUCACCAAGGGCUCCACUGUAGUGGAGUGGACAAACAACACUCUGCCUCUGGACCCAUGCCCGAAAGAACAGAUCAGAGUCUUAAGCAAAAGAAUCUCUGAUGACUCGGGUGGUCCUAGCCCAGCCUUCUCCAAUGCCUUAGAGCCAGAGUUCAGGCCCAUAAAUAUUUCUGUGGUUGGCUCCGGCAGCUGCAGGCACAUUCAAUUUAUUCCAGCGGCUAGAGAUGGCAGGAUUAUCUCUGAAGCCACCCCAACAUUGCUGGCAGGUAAAGACCCCGAGAAGAGCAGCGAGGAUGACGUGUACCUGCAUACUGUGAUCCCUGCUGUGGUGGUUGCUGCUAUCCUGCUGAUCGCUGGCAUCAUCGCCAUGAUCUGUUAUCGCAAGAAGAGAAAGGGCAAACUCACCAUUGAAGAUCAGGCCACCUUCAUCAAGAAAGGAGUGCCGAUCAUAUUCGCAGAUGAGCUGGAUGACUCCAAGCCUCCCCCUUCCUCCAGCAUGCCCCUGAUCCUUCAGGAGGAGAAAGCCCCUCUUCCCCCUCCAGAGUACCCAAACCAGAACAUGCCAGAGACCACCCCCUUGAACCAGGAUACCAUCGGGGAAUAUACUCCAUUGCGGGAUGAAGACCCUAAUGCACCUCCAUACCAGCCUCCCCCACCUUUCACAGCACCCAUGGAGGGUAAAGGCUCCCGCCCGAAGAACAUGACCCCCUACAGAUCUCCACCUCCAUACGUUCCCCCUUAAUGAACAAAAGAUUCUUUGCGGAGUAGGGGCCUCUAGUCCCGUGCCAGGGUUGUCUUUAGGGACUGAUGGCCUGCAAAUCCAUUGCCAACCAGAAACACCACUUAGAAUCCCAAACCGCAGCCAGCCCCUCUCCGGAAAUGUUCGCUCACCAGAGUGCUGGGGAGACUUUGGAACACUGAUUUUAUUUUUGCCUAACAGCUUUUAUUUUAUUUUAUUCAUAGAAAAUUCUUGGCUCAAACGUAUUUCUAACGGCAGGCUUCUCAACGCGUCCGCGGACUGGUGAAAAGGGAGAGAGAUGGCUGGACGUACAGGCAGCACUAGGGGUGGCACUCUGAGGCUCUGCUGUUUGCCUUUAACACUAACUGUACUGUUUUUUCUAUUCACGUGUGUCUAGCAACAGAACGUAAUAUGAAAGGUAGCCUACAAAUAAUGACAUUCAAGGGACUUUCUGAAGUCAAGGCUGAGUUUUUACAUUUAAUCUGCUGUCUACCUGAAGUUGUCUGUGUAGCUUUUGGGACAGGGGAGGGGAAGUACCUUGCUAAAAAUCAGCUCCAGAGGUGUUUCAAACCCAGUUAGAGGAUGGACCUAGCCAGUGUUUUUAUCAGAGGAAUCCUAUUUUUUCACGUAUUGUAAAAUUGUCGUCAGCCUGAGUGUGGGCACCCUUUGCCAAGCGCCCAGGAAACUCCCUGCCCCUGCAUAGGCCAUUGCUGGCCUGCCAAGAUCGCCCUGCCGGUCCCCAUGCUGCUGGAGAACAGAACUCGGAGGUGCCUCAGAACUGGAAAACAGCCAUUGGAUAACAGAGUGGGGCUCAGUCAGGCUCAGAGGGGCAGUAUCUCCACGGUGGGCUGCAUGGCUGUGGUGUGUGCAGGCCAGCGGUGGGGGGGGGCUCUGCCAGGAAUGGGAGAAGGUUUUAUACUGCCUCAAUUCUCCAUGUAAGUAGCGAGCGCUGGGGUUUGACACACUUUGAGAUAUUUUGGCGAAGAUGCAAUAUUUUUAUGUAGUAUGUUGCUAUCUCCUCACUUCUCCUUGAGCGUAGUACUGACACAGCUUCUCAUCCAUCCCCUUUCGCUGUCCCAACCCACUUGUGCUGUGCUACCCUCACGCUCACGUGCACAUUACACAGGUGGUUGGGACCUCCGAAGUGCCAGAAAUGGCUCAGAGUAAAACUCUCAAAUCUAAUUUUUUACUAAAUUUUUGAUACAGCUUCAGAUUGUUUUAUUAAAAAAUCAUUAAAAAUGGUAACGCUGACAGCAGUUUAUACGAGCUUAGCUUCUUAGUAUCAGCUCCAUGGGACUGACUGCGUUGCUCACUUUGAGUUCUGUCUCUUAUUCGUUGUUAAAUAUUAGAGCCAUGUCUAGGUUUCUUGCCUUUUUAAAAUGAACUUUCAUCUUCUCUCCUGCGAGGUUGGCGUUGCCCUGUAGGCUGCUCCUGUGCUUUUUUCCUUUGAACUAAAUCAUUUUAAGCAUGGAUUUUUCUGGACCGUUUGAGAACUAUUUUUGGUACAUUUAGAGGGAGGAAAAACCCUUUGCAAUAAUGUGGCCCUGCCCUGGCUGGGGCUGGCUAGGCAGGUUCUGGCUGACUUUGCACACCAAGCAGACACUUUAAGCCAUAUUGACUGUUUUGCAAAGUAUGUUUGUGUGCUGACGUGGCCAAGUUACACAGCAGUAGGUGACUGGAGAAAAUGACCUUCACCUCUUAACUGCUAGAGUGGCAUUUCCCAUCAACCCUUUUCUUGACUUCAAGGGAGUUUGCCUGUCAAAAGCAAACACUAGCCUAAUCUUGUUAGGGCCUUAGCUCGGUAGGGUCUGCUUCUGCAUCUGCAAGGGGGUGGGAAGAGUGAGAUUGAGGUGGCUGCAAAGUGCACCUCAGGCAGGAUUUUAUUGGUGCUGACUUUACCCCCCACACCAAUUGUAACUCCCCCUCCCCCCCUGCAGGAGUGCUGGAACUGAGCAGGCUUCCUAGGAGAGCACUGGCCCAUGUUGUCCUGUUUGGCUAUGGAGGGAGUGGGAGUUUUGUCACUCAGAUGCUCUGUUGGCUUGGUGCUGCACCUAGAGCUGUGUCUGGAAGCCCGUUGCAGCUGGGAGUAGAUUGCAAGGGCUGAACUGGCAGCGGUGCAUUUCAGGUGCCUCUCCAGCAGGCCUGAAGUUAUCCCCACACACGCAAGUUAGAACAGGCUCCCAAACAGUGUCGUUGUCCCUAGCAACCACAGCCACUCCAUACUGGCCAUGCGCAGGCGCACAUGCGUCAGGCCUGGGCCUACCUGUCACCAUAGAAACUGGAGGCGAAGGGGCAGUGAACAGAAUAAUAAUAAUGGCAUUCUCAGCGGCCGCCUUCCCCUUAGCACCAGUGCUGUUUGUUUAUGCCACUAGACACUGUAAUGGUGAGAGAGACUUGUAUUAAAAAAGUGUUCACCAAUCACUGCUGUGUUUUUAUUCCUUGUAUGAUUAUUUUAAAGAUGUUUUCUGCAUUCUGUAAAGAAUCCUAUCAACUAAAUAAACCCGUGUACUUUACUACA